This is a messenger RNA of Anopheles gambiae (African malaria mosquito), 2260 nucleotides long. RefSeq names its product F-box/LRR-repeat protein 20. Gene Ontology annotation, cellular component: SCF ubiquitin ligase complex. Gene Ontology annotation, molecular function: protein binding. The transcript is spliced from 3 exons. NCBI's taxonomy places the organism in Eukaryota, Metazoa, Arthropoda, Insecta, Diptera, Culicidae. The record is from RefSeq and is a predicted model, not a curated record. Gene Ontology annotation, biological process: SCF-dependent proteasomal ubiquitin-dependent protein catabolic process. Bases 256 to 1014 code for a protein of 252 amino acids.
CAUGACAAUCAGCUUGGUUGCUUUGUUUAUAAACAUUCAUGUCCGUGUGUUGCUACGUCGCGUUUUCUCCGUUUCGUCGUGAAUAUUCGAUGUAAAUAGUGUUCCAUUUCUUAUUCCUUAGUUCGCGAUAGCACACCGUACGUGUGCGCCGCAGUACAAUUAUACCCAAGUGCCCCCCUUCCUCCCAGUUCCGGAUCGCCGGAUCAAUAAAGGCGUCAGCUCGUGUCGUGAAACCAAGACGGAAAAGCAACAACAAUGAGUGUGAGGCCUGGCCAACAGCCAGAGACGCUGUUUCACUCAUGCAUUCGAUUUGUGGCGAAAAAUCUUCAACUGUACAAAAACAUCGAGUAUCUCGAGCUGCUGCCCGCAUUGGUGAAAAAUGCCAUCUUUCUGAACGUGGUGCGCGUUCACAAAGGCUUCCACGACGAGGAAUUGCCCCGGCUGCUGCUCAACUCGUCCCUCACCCGUGUCAACCUGUCCACAUCGACCAUCACGGACGGCCUGCUGGCACUGCUGGCGGAAAAGUGUCCUCACCUGCGUAGCCUUACCCUGUCCGAGGGCAAUUACCGGUUUACCCGGCCCGGGCUGUGCGCAAUGAUACAGCGGCUGGGCAAGCUGCAGCAUCUGUACGCGAAAAACUGUCCACAGGUGGAUGACGAGUUUGUGCGGCUGCUGGCCACCAGCUGCCCCCAGCUGGACACACUCGAUCUCGAGUCGUGCAAACAGGUGGGCGACGGGUCGGCGGACUCUUUGAGCGGGAUGCCCCUGGUACGGUUGAACCUGUCGUACACGAGCAUUACGGACAAAUUUCUCAAAACGAUCGCUAACGAGAGGUGCGGAAAGACGCUUGAGGACCUGAACGUGGGCCACUGUCCGAUCACGAGCGACGGGCUGAAGGCGCUGUCAUGGAACACGAUCAAGUACAUUGGCUUCGAAGGGUGCAGCAUUGAAGAUCUUGAAAUUGUUGGCUUUGGCAAGCAUCUCAAGUACAUCUGCUGGACCAUCUCUAACUGAUACAGCGGAGAUAGCGGGCAAAAACGACAAACAUUCACGGAAUUCCUGAAUCUCAUACGAAAGGUAGUUUUCACCUGUAUUGUUUCUUUCGACAAGCAAGUAAAUUUGUGGACAGGAGCCUGCUUUUUGCCGCGUAGUAGUAAUAAGUAAUAGUCAAUGACAGACUCAUUUCUUACGAUUUUAAGAUUUUAUUAACGAAAAUCAUUUGUCUUUAAACAGUAUUUAAACGAAGUGUUUUGUUCCAUGGAGCACAUUCGACAGGCAAUAUGUAAUCCAGUGAUAGCAAUGAGACAAAGCGAGAAAAAAAAACAAACGUAUAUUGCAAUACUUAAGCACCGCUUUCUCUAGCCAGCAAUGCGGGCGGGGAGGCCAGUUUACCGUGGACCAACAAAGCUAACAAAGGUACGAAAAGGAAUCUGCUUGCUCCUAAAAGGAACAAUACGAUAGUAGAACUUACGCUCUAUCACACUAGAUGAUGAUAGCUAUAUUUUAACGGAUGUACUUGAACAGCAUCGACUACUCCUAUAAUCUAACUGUACUACACCGACACUGUUUAGCCACACAUACACAACCUAGCAUUAGGGGAGCGACGUUACGCCUGUAAUGUCGUAAUUAAACUAUUUCAAAAUAAUAAUACCACCACCACCACUACUACUACUACUACUACUACACGACUACUUCUAGCAAACCUUAUCUAGCCACUAGCAAAACAGACAAGCAAUCAAUUGUAAUACUACCGUAUAAGUAAAGCAAGCGCAGUUUGCGUACAUAGACCCACUUUAGGCAAGGGAGGAAAAGAAAGGAAAAUCCUUUAUCCCAGUAUAUUCCCCCGUGCUGCAUCCUUUUUACACAAAACAAACCACAAAAAACGAUUCCCAGUGGUAGUGCGCAACGCCCAAAAGGAUUUUCAAAAGGACCAUUAAGUAUAGCAUUAGUAAUAAUAAGCUUUUAUAGGACGUACAAGCUACAACGCGAAUUGUAGUUAAACGUCCACAGUGCAGUAAUGCUGAAGGCACAGGCAGGUAGCAGCAGCAGCACGCAGUAACAGAAAAGAAAAACUAUUUUAACGCGGUGAUUUUAUUGUACCAAUAGUAAAGACACCGCCCAGUUAGGAGAAGAGUAAAAAUCAAACCAGUUUUUCGUCUGAUUGAUUCCAGAUGGGCGGGGUAGAUCAUUCAGGCCAGCUUUACAGCGAACUCAUUUUAUUUUUUAAUUAAAUGCAUCAUCAACAUUAGUUUUAAUGAAA